AUGGGUUCAACGGCGGAGACACAGCUAACUCCGGUGCAAGUUACCGACGACGAAGCUGCCCUUUUUGCCAUGCAGCUAGCAAGCGCCUCCGUUCUUCCGAUGGCUUUAAAAUCAGCUUUAGAGCUUGACCUUCUCGAGAUCAUGGCUAAGAACUCUUCUCCCAUGUCUCCGUCCGAGAUCGCUUCUCAUCUUCCGACAAAAAACCCCGAAGCUCCGGUCAUGCUCGACCGUAUCCUCCGCCUUCUUACGGCUUACUCAGUCCUUACAUGCUCCAAACGUACACUUCCCGGUGGUGGCGACGCCGUCGAGAGGAUUUACGGGCUUGGUCCGGUUUGCAAGUACUUGACCAAGAAUGAAGAUGGUGUCUCCAUUGCUGCUCUUUGUCUCAUGAACCAAGACAAGGUUCUCAUGGAAAGCUGGUACCAUUUGAAGGAUGCAAUUCUUGAUGGUGGGAUUCCAUUCAACAAGGCUUAUGGUAUGAGCGCUUUCGAGUACCACGGGACUGACCCUAGAUUCAACAAGGUCUUCAACAAUGGAAUGUCUAACCAUUCCACAAUCACCAUGAAGAAGAUUCUCGAGACCUAUAAGGGUUUCGAGGGAUUGACUUCUUUGGUUGAUGUUGGUGGUGGCAUUGGUGCUACUCUCAAAAUGAUUGUCUCUAAGUACCCUAACCUUAAAGGCAUCAACUUUGAUCUCCAACACGUCAUUGAAGAUGCUCCAUCUCAUCCCGGUAUUGAGCAUGUUGGAGGAGAUAUGUUUGUAAGUGUCCCCAAAGGUGAUGCCAUCUUCAUGAAGUGGAUAUGCCACGAUUGGAGCGACGAACACUGCACGAAAUUCUUGAAGAACUGCUACGAAGCGCUUCCAGAGAACGGAAAAGUGAUAUUAGCAGAAUGUAUCCUUCCAGAGACUCCAGACUCAAGCCUAUCGACCAAACAAGUAGUCCAUGUCGACUGCAUUAUGUUGGCUCACAAUCCCGGAGGCAAAGAACGGACCGAGAAAGAGUUUGAGGCAUUAGCUAAAGCAUCAGGCUUCAAGGGCAUCAAAGUUGUCUGCGACGCCUUUGGUGUUAACAUCAUUGAGUUGCUCAAGAAGAUCUAA
Molecule: messenger RNA, 1098 nt
Organism: Arabis nemorensis
Lineage: Eukaryota; Viridiplantae; Streptophyta; Magnoliopsida; Brassicales; Brassicaceae
Source: the annotation of a GenBank genome assembly